Messenger RNA from Diceros bicornis minor, 1655 nucleotides. RefSeq names its product transmembrane protein 178A (gene TMEM178A). Lineage: Eukaryota; Metazoa; Chordata; Mammalia; Perissodactyla; Rhinocerotidae. Gene Ontology annotation, cellular component: endoplasmic reticulum membrane. The record is from RefSeq and is a predicted model, not a curated record. The transcript is spliced from 4 exons. Gene Ontology annotation, biological process: negative regulation of osteoclast differentiation; regulation of cytosolic calcium ion concentration. Bases 29 to 922 code for a protein of 297 amino acids.
ACCGGCGGCUGCGGCGGGGCGGGAAGCCAUGGAGCCGCGGGCGCUCGUCACGGCGCUCAGCCUCGGCCUCAGCCUCUGCUCCCUGGGGCUGCUCGUCACGGCCAUCUUCACCGACCACUGGUACGAGACCGACCCCCGGCGCCACAAGGAGAGCUGCGAGCGCAGCCGCACCGGCGCCGACCCCCCGGACCAGAAGAACCGCCUGAUGCCGCUGUCGCACCUGCCGCUGCGGGACUCGCCCCCCCUGGGGCGCCGGCUGCUCCCGGGCGGCCCCGGGCGCACCGACCCCGAGUCCUGGCGCUCGCUGCUGGGGCUCGGCGGGCUGGACGCCGAGUGCGGCCGCCCGCUCUUCGCCACCUACUCGGGCCUCUGGAGGAAGUGCUACUUCCUGGGCAUCGACCGGGACAUCGACACCCUCAUCCUGAAAGGUAUUGCACAGCGAUGCACAGCUAUCAAGUACCACUUUUCUCAGCCAAUCCGCUUACGAAACAUUCCUUUCAAUUUAACCAAGACAAUACAGCAAGAUGAAUGGCAUCUGCUUCAUUUAAGAAGAAUUACUGCCGGCUUCCUGGGCAUGGCCGUGGCCGUCCUGCUCUGCGGCUGCAUUGUGGCCACGGUCAGUUUCUUCUGGGAGGAGAGCCUGACGCAGCACGUGGCUGGACUCCUUUUCCUCAUGACGGGGAUAUUUUGCACCAUUUCCCUCUGCACUUAUGCUGCCAGCAUCUCCUAUGAUUUGAACCGGCUCCCGAAGCUAAUUUAUAGCCUGCCUGAUGAUGUGGAACAUGGCUACAGCUGGUCCAUCUUUUGCGCCUGGUGCAGUUUAGGCUUUAUUGUGGCAGCUGGAGGUCUCUGCAUCGCUUAUCCGUUUAUCAGCCGGACCAAGAUUGCACAUCUAAAGUCUGGCAGGGACUCCACAGUAUGACUGUCCACACUCAAGUUCACUGCUCGGUGACCCGUCCACAAUGCGGACGACUCCUGAGAGGCACGGAGCAGAGUUUGCGUCAGGAUCCCAAGCACAAAAUGGUCUUUUACAUUCCAACCUGUUGCCUGCCAGCCCUUUCUGGAUGACUGAUAUGAAAUCAUGCAAAACCUCCAUACCUUUCUAAGGACAAGCCUACUGUGGAUUCAAGUGCUUUAAUGACUAUUUAUGCUUUGACUGUGAGAAAUAGGGAGUAGUGCCAUGGGACAUUUCCAGGUUUAGAAAAAGAGGAAACUGCAAUGGAAAAAUUUGUAUGAUUGCCAUUUAUUUCGGAAAGUUUGUAUAUAACAAUUACCUGAGAGUCAUUUCUAUUUGCAAAAGGAUUCAUAACAAAGCGAAUAUAAUUUUCUUGUCAUUGUACCAUGCUUGUUGAAUUUUAAUGCAGCAUUUUCAGAACUUGUCCUAAUGGUGUCUUGUUGUGUCAGCACCAAAUAUUUGUGCAUUAUUUGUGGAGUUCCUCGUCACAGGAAGAAUCUUCUGUUGCCUUAUUUAUUUUUUUUAAUUGAAGUCUCUUCUCUGUCUUUGUACUGGAAUCAAAAUCAUAAGGAAAACAGAUCAACCAUAUAAGAGCUACUCUGUGACACUAUGCAGUAUUGUUUGAAGUCCUAUCUGUUGUUCAACCUCUGUCUCUUUACGUUAACCGGAUUUCUGCAUUAAAUGAGUGCCCCCUUGUUAA